Molecule: messenger RNA, 1432 nt
Organism: Cephus cinctus (wheat stem sawfly)
Lineage: Eukaryota; Metazoa; Arthropoda; Insecta; Hymenoptera; Cephidae
Product: S-formylglutathione hydrolase
Exons: 6
Coding region: 197-1186 (329 amino acids)
Biological process (GO): formaldehyde catabolic process
Cellular component (GO): cytosol
Molecular function (GO): S-formylglutathione hydrolase activity
Source: RefSeq, a predicted model, not a curated record
AUAGACGAGCGAGUUCUCUAGUAUUAAGUAUUUUGUAAUUAAUGAUCUCGAAUAAAGUUAACUCGUGCUUCGGAAAUCACUUUGGGAAAGUGUGGUGGAAACUGCGUACGAGAAAGAACGAUAAACAGAAUGACACAGUGAGGAUGGUGGGGACACUGCUGAUCGGGGCAGAUCGAGGCGCGAUCAUACUCAUUCUAUGUUUCGUUCCAAGUUACGAGGGUUAGAAACACUUCCCCGAGUGAUUGCUGUCUUUGCUGUUCAGCCACUUACAAUUAGAAAAUCUUCACGCCCUGCCAGUUUAUUACAAGCUAAUUACAAUUUCUGCAAGAUGUCAGAGAUAACUGAAAUUUCUAGCAAUAAAAUCUUUGGAGGAUGGCAAAAGAUUUACACCCACAACAGCUCAGAGCUAAAAUGUAAAAUGAAUUUUGGAGUUUUUCUACCGCCGCAGACGGAGGAGGGUUCGGUACCUGUUAUUUAUUGGCUUUCUGGAUUAACUUGUACAGAAGCUAAUUUCAUACAAAAGUCUGGUGCACAAAAGUAUGCUGCUGAACAAGGUGUCAUCAUUGUUGUACCUGAUACUAGUCCCCGAGGACUUAAUAUACCUGGACAAGAAGACAGCUGGGAUUUUGGAACUGGUGCUGGUUUCUAUGUUGAUGCAACGAUGGAUCCAUGGAAAAAUAAUUACAGAAUGUAUUCUUAUGUUACAAAAGAAUUACCUGCAUUGAUUAACGAAAAGUUUCCUACCAUCCCUGAGAGACAAUCUAUUAUGGGACACAGCAUGGGAGGACACGGAGCUCUUAUUGCAGCACUGAAAAGUCCUGGACAAUACCGAACAGUGUCUGCAUUUGCUCCCAUUAGCAAUCCUAGCAAGUGUCCCUGGGGACAAAAGGCUUUCUCUGGUUAUCUGGGUGGAACACAUGGUGAUAUCGCUUGGAAGGAGUACGAUGCUGUAGAACUGACAAAAAAGUACAAUGGACCACCUUUGGAAAUUCUAAUUGAUCAGGGUACAGAAGACAUUUUCUUGAAACAAUCGCAGCUGCUACCUGAGAAUUUAUUGGCAGCAGCUAAGGAAACUGAGUUACGUUUAAUUCUGCGAUUGCAAGAAGGUUACGAUCAUAGCUAUUUCUUUAUAGCAACCUUUAUCGAAGAUCACAUUAAGCACCAUGUCAAACACUUGAAAAGUUAAAAUACCUAGAUGAUUAUUCUUAAUCCUGUUCCUCCUGUGUCUUUCCUCCCUUUUGUUUUGUUUUUUUUGUAAAAAAAGUGGACUUUGAUUUUGUGCUUAGUCAGUCUGAGAAAGGUAACAGAUAUAUUUUUAUAAUUAUUACUUAUACCCUCCCCCAUAGAAUGCAGAAUUCCCAUAACAUUUUUCUCUGUGGUUAAUUACAUUUAAACAUGGUGUUAAAUAAUUAAAGGUUCAACAAUAAAAAUA